Ichthyophthirius multifiliis is the source of this 2295-nucleotide messenger RNA. Its product is annotated as protein phosphatase 4 regulatory subunit 1, putative. The record is from RefSeq and is a predicted model, not a curated record. Gene Ontology annotation, biological process: protein dephosphorylation. NCBI's taxonomy places the organism in Eukaryota, Ciliophora, Oligohymenophorea, Hymenostomatida. The transcript has 7 exons. Gene Ontology annotation, molecular function: protein phosphatase regulator activity.
AUGUUUAUAAAUGAAGAUGAAGAUGAUGUUCAUGAUUUAGAAAUAGAGAAAUUCCCUCUAAAUAAUAAAUAAGAAAUAGAUGGUGUUUAUGUAGAUUUCACAGUAGAUGGAGCUUUAAAUAAAUUAAUAAAUUUAUAAAAAUCUCCAUUUAAUGAAAGGCUAACAUACUCUAGAUACAUACCUGAUUUAAUGUAAGUUUUAGGUGAUAAAAUAGAUCCAUUCUUAGAAAACAUAAUAAAUAAUUUAGUAAGAGAUAAUGAUGAUAUAAAAAGAUCUUUAAUUAUCUAAUUUCCAAAUAUUAUUAGUAUUCUCCAAUAAAGAUAAAACGGAUACAAUUAAAUAAUAAAUAUAUUCAUACCUGCCUUAUUUAUAUUAUUGUCCAAUAAUAAAUUAGAUAUAAAAGAAGCUUCAGGAAAAAUUAUAGGCUAGAUAGCUGAUAUAUUAACAGAAGAAGAUAGAGGAAAAUAUAUUCUUACAAAAGUACUUAGUAUGGCCCAUGACGAUGAAUAUGAGAACAAUAGAAUAGUCUCUAUAUAACUUUUAGCUUAAAUGGCGCAUUGCUUUGGAACAGAUCUAUGUUAGUAAUUUGUGUCUAUGGAAAUUUUAAGUUUAGGUGAAGAUCCAGAAUUGAAUGUCAGAAAAGAAAGUAUUUUAAAUUUACCAAUAAUAGGAAAAGUAGUAUCUUAGGAUUAUUUUAAAUAAAAAUUAUUACCAUUUUAUCUAAAAAAAAGUAUAGAUAAUAAUUCAGAAAUAAGAAGGGCAUGUGUGAAUAUUUUAGUAGAAAUUUCAAACAUUUGUCAUGAAAAAAUAAGAGAAAAUUAAUUAACAGAAAUCCUUUUAAAUUUCUUAAAAGACGCUUAAAAAACAGUCAAAGUUUAAGCCUAUAAAACUAUAGGCCCAUUUAUAAUUACAUUGUAAAAAUGCGUCAUAUCUGAGAGAUUAUUUGAAAAUUAUAAUAAAAUGAUUGAUAAUUAAAUAAAUGGAUUAACAAAUGAUAAUGAAAUAAUUAUCAAUUGUUCAUAAUAUUUUCCUGCUAUAAUUACUAUUUUUGGUGAAAAAAGAUGGACUUCUCUUUAAAAAACUUUAUAAUUUUUAUUAAAGAGCAAUAAUCCAAAAAUAAAAAAACCUAUAGCUUCUAGUAUUCACGUUAUUGCUAAUGUAAUAGGCUAACAAAAAGCUGAAAGAGACUUAUUAUAUGUAGUUGAAUUAAUAUUAAAAGAUACGAAUGAUGAAAUAAAAUAUGGUUUAAUAAAACAUUUGACAUAGUUUAUAUAAGUAUUUGAUGAAUAAAAAAGAGAAUAGUUUCUUGAAAUAUUUCUUGUGAUUUAAAAAGAUUAAAAAAAGUGGAGAAUAAGAGAAUUAAUAGCUUAACAACUCGACUAAUUAGCCUAAGCAUUCAAUUCAGAAACUAUUUUUAGGUAUAUAAUGCCCAUAUCAUUUAAAUUAUGUAAUGAUACAGUAUCUAUAGUAAGAGAAUAAGCAGCCCAUAGAAUCUAUUCAAUAGUAAAAAGUUUAAAAAGUGAUAAAGAAUUACAAGAUAUAUAUUUAUAGAGUAUAAUUGAUAAUAUUAAAGCAUUUUCUAUUUCAAAUAAAUUUAACUAAAGGCAAACCUUUAUCCUUAUGUGUAAUUAAUUUAUGAUGGAUGAAGAAUUUUUCUAAAACAACUUCAUUGAUAUUUUUGAAAAACUUGCAGAUGAUAAAGUUGUUAAUGUAAGAAUUUAGAUAGCGUAAACUAUUGCUUAACAUAUCAAAUUAAAAGGUAUUAUAUAUUCAUAUAAAUAUAUCUAAAAAUUAUAAAAUUAAGGACCGUUUUGGAAUAAUGAGAAUAUAAUUAAAAUAGGUUAAAAAUUAAAAAAUGAUUCUAAAAAAGAUGUAUAUUAAAAUUUUGAUAGUAUUGAUUUAGUUGUUUAAGCAAAAAUUGAAGAAAAAGAAUAAUAAUAAAAAUAAUAAAAAGAAUUAGAAGAAGAAAUAUAAUAGAAAUAAAAAGAAUUGUAAUAAGAAUAAUAAAAAGAUAAACAAGAAUAAUAAAAAAAUAAAAAAGAAUAAUAAGAAGAUAAAAUAGAAUAAAAAAAUGAUAAACUAGAAAAAUAAUAAUAAUAAUAAUAAUAAUAAUAAUAAUAAUAAUAAUAAUAAUAAUAAUAAUAAAAUAUUUUAUUAUAUAAUGUAGAUAAUAGUAUUUAGAUUUAAUAAAAUGAAGACCUUCUAAAAUAAAAUUAAAUUGAAGAAUAAUAAGAAAAAUUAAGUGAAAAAUAAAAUAGUUAAUAAGAAAUCUUAGAUAAAAAUGAAAUUAUUUGA